GGAUUUGAGGAAGAAGUUGAGAGGUUAGUUGGUGCUGCCUGCAAACGCCCAGUGCAUUCUGAUCAAUUACUUUUUUUGUUUCGGCGCACAGAAUAUCAGAGGACAUGGAUCGUAUGGAUGAAAUUACAUUUGAAACGACGAAGGAUGAGGAGCUUGCUUCCAGCUCUAUGACCAGCAAAGUGGACCUGAAGGAGGCAUUGAGUGAAAGUUUCAAGGCGCUGAAUCUUUUCCUGAACAACAACUUUUUCGGGGCACUUGAGCUCCUCAAACCAUGCAGGAGGAAGGACAGCGUGUAUCAUGCCAUGGGGUACAGCAGCAUCAUGACUAUGCAGGCUGGGAUGACCUUUGCCCCCAAGGACAUCGAGACAGCCAUAGACGCUCUGGAGGAGGCGAUUGUUACAUGCCAGAGGUUCAGAAGAAAGGUGACGUUUGUGGAGGCCAUUUCGAACAUGAUUACAGGGAGAACCGUAGAGCAGAUGACUGAAGAUGAAAGGCAUGCAGAGCUGUGCUAUGCUGAAGUUCUUCUCCUGAGAGCUACAUUGGCAUUUCUGGAAGAUGAGAGUGUGAUCGGCUUCUUGAAAGGAGGAAUGAAGAUGCGAGCGAGCUAUCAAGCGUUUAGACAUUGCCAGGAUAUGUUGAACGCGUACAAAACUCAGACAGAAGGACAGAAGACAGAAAGUGAGACGUUCAAGAAUUUCGCUGGAGGAGUGAACAUGGGCAUUGGCUCCUUCAACUUGAUGCUUUCCCUUUUCCCUACCAGAGUCCUUCGAUUGCUCGAGUUCCUGGGCUUUGCUGGCGACAGAGAAGUGGGGUUGUCGGAGCUGCGCGAAGGUGCCGCCACGGGGAGCCUGCGCUCCAUCCUCAGCACCCUCACUCUCCUCAUGUUUCACCUCUACGUCUCUGUUAUCCUAGGUACAGGUGAGGGGAAUGUGGCUGAGGCAGAAACCCUGCUGGCACCAUAUGUUGCAGAGUUUCCCAACGGGGCCCUUAUGCUGUUCUACACUGCUAGAAUUGCAGAACUCAAAGGGAACUUUGAAAUGGCACAGCAGAAGUUUGGCGAGUGCAUUGCUGCCCAGCAAGAAUGGCACCAAGUGCAUCACCUGUGCUACUGGGAGCUGAUGUGGUGCUACUCGUUUCAGCAGAACUGGACAGAGGCUUACCGCUAUGCAGACCUGCUCUGUAAAGAGAGCAAGUGGUCACAGGCCAUUUACGUGUUCCAGAAGGCAUCCAUUUUGUCCAUGAUGACUGAGGAGGAAGCAAAGGCAACUGGCGAGCAGGUUGAAGACCUGUUUAGGUCGGUAGAAGGUCUCCGACUGAGGCUUGCUGGCAAGUCUAUACCUACCGAGAAGUUUGCAGCGAGGAAAGCAAGACGUUACAGUGAUCCCAAGCCAUCCAAGUUGGUUAUUCCAGCACUGGAAAUGAUGUACGUGUGGAAUGGCUUUUCCAUUGUGGGGAAGAGCCCUGUCAUGGCUGAAGCCAUUCUCAGCACAAUCCUGAAAGCAGAGGACCAACUGGCCAAUGAUCCAAAGCCUUCAGAGUACCAUACUGACGACCAGUGCGUUGUGCAAAUGCUGAAGGGCCUGACCUUAAGGCAUCUUGGCCGCCUGACGGAGGCUGAGGCUUGCUUCAAUUACGUCAUUUCAAAUGAGAAGAACAUUAAAUACGACGACUACCUUGCACCGUUUGUCACAUACGAGCUGGGACUCCUCUACAACCUGCAAGGAGAUGCUAAGAAAGCAGUCAAGUGCAUCGAAAACGCAAAGCUGAAUUACAAGGAGUACUCUAUGGAAUCGAGGUUGCACUUCCGCAUCCACGCAGCCCUGUCUAGCAUACAGCAUUGAGAUGAAAUCGCCACUGAACAGAUGUUUGUCCUUCUCACGAUGUCAUCGCAAUGCAGGCAAUGGCAAUAUAUGUCUUUAAAUCAACUUGUUGUUAUUAAUCCAUGUGUUAUUUUAUUUGAUAUGGAUAUGAAAUCCUUCGUCUUGAAUGAAUGUGUUGUAUGUAAUAUAAUUUAAUGUUGAAAAUUCUCUUGUUAAUAAAUUCAUCCUCAAACUUGUUGAAUGAAAAA
This is a messenger RNA of Engraulis encrasicolus (European anchovy), 2068 nucleotides long. Its product is annotated as tetratricopeptide repeat protein 39B-like. The record is from RefSeq and is a predicted model, not a curated record. Gene Ontology annotation, molecular function: protein binding. The coding region runs from base 105 to 1841 and encodes 578 amino acids. The transcript has 19 exons. Lineage: Eukaryota; Metazoa; Chordata; Actinopteri; Clupeiformes; Engraulidae.